CCUCUAGACGAAUUUUAGUUUUGAAAAGAGAAAGAAGUGCAGUCGCUAAAUAGAAAAGAUUAUUUUGUAAAAACAAAACAUUAGCAGCCGAGCGCGACAGAGUGUUGGUGUGAUUUAUUUUUUUAUUGUUUGGUGUUUUUAUUGUGCCCGAAGGCAAGGAAAAACAGACGAAAAGUCGAGCUGAGUGGAGUCCAAGUGGAAACAGAACCAGAAUCGGAAUCAGUCCAAUUGGAGUUUCCCGGAGUCCAGUUUUCCGGGGCAUUUCCCCGCUCAACCCCCAACGACCGAGCAGCCGUGAUUUAGGGGUUGCAAAAUUUUUGCAGCCAAUUCGGAAAAGUCGCAGGCAAGGAGGAGGAAAAGUGUGUGUGCGUAGAAAAUAAGGGAAGCGCGCAAUUGGAAACACCGAGUUCGGAAGGGGAGUCCUCCGCCGAAUCCUUGAGAGAAUCCCUUUCGCGUGCCAUGCGUGACCUCGGCACCAAAAUGGCCGAGCUAAAAUUCGAGGCUCCGUUGGCGAAGUUCGAGGAGACGGACGAGUGGGGCGGCUGCGACUUCAUCUCGAACCAAAACGCCCUCAACGACACGCUCAACCUGAAUCUGAAGGACAACUCCACCGGCGGCGGCGGAGGCGGCGGCAAGCCGGACGCGGCCAAGCUGCGUCUCCUGGAGGACGCGGUCCGCGAUGCUCACGUAAGCAAGAACGGAGGAGGAGGAGGAGGAGGGGGAGCAACCGGAGCUGGCUCCAUCAGUCCCAACUGCAACACGCUGCAGGGCGGCGGAUCGGUCUUGGAUCUCGGCCUGUCCGACGUCGGAUUGGUGCCCGGCGAGGGCGCCGGCUCCGGACUGGACGGACUGGAGAAGCGCUCUUUGGCCGCCGGCGACCAUGUGGACAACUUCACGGAGACCUUCGGCGGCAGCCUGGAGGAUCUGGUCAACACGUUCGACGAGAAGAUAACCAAGUGCUUCGGCAACUACGAGGAGAACGUCGAGGAGCUGGCUCCGGUGCAGGUGCGCAGCCAGGAGGAGAUCAUGAACGAAUGCCAAAUGUGGUGGACCAUCACUGGCAACUUCGGCAACAUUCUGCCCAUCGACUGGUCCAAGUCGUACACCCGUCAGAUGCACAUGCCCACCCUGAAUCUGGGCCAGAGCCACACGAAGCAGCAGCAGCAGAUGCGCAACCAGCAGCAGCAGCUGCAGAGCCAGAGCCACCAGGCGUAUCCACAGAGCAACGGAUUGGGAUCGGGAUUGGAUGCCCAGACUCCCGGCGACGAGUUCAACGACUUGGCCAGCGAGGACGAGGCGGUGGCCAAUGACCUGGACAUGCACGCCCUCAUCCUCAACGGGCUGAACGGGGAUCUGGACGACCAGCCGAUCAAGACGGUGGAGGAGGUGAUCAAGGAGAUCGACGACAUCAUGGACGAGGCCGAGAGUCCGCUGGAGGAGCCGGACAACUGCGAUUCGGAGGUGAUUGAGAAGGCGCGCGAGGUCCUGGGAGCGCCCCUCUAUGCGGAAAAACUGCAAUAUCUGACCACGACACAGCUGAACGAGCUGUACAUGGAGAUGGAGGUGCUGAUCCAGGAGCUGAGCGAGACCCUCAUCAACGAGCUGGCCCUGCGCGAUGAGCUGGAGUUCGAGAAGGAGCUGAAGAACUCCUUCAUCUCGCUGCUCCUGGCCGUCCAGAACAAGCGGCGGCAGUAUCAUGUGGAGAAGAAGCGCGGCAAGUUCCAGGGUCCCGAGCCCAAGUACUUGACCACUGUCAUUCCGUAUCACCUGGAGAACGGCACGCCCAACAAUCAGUCCCUGCAGGUCCUGAUCAAGAUUCUCAAGGCCAUCAACGAGGACAGCCCCACAGUGCCGGCCCUCCUCACGGACUACAUCCUGAAGGUGCUCUGCCCGACAUAAGGAGGCU
Drosophila takahashii is the source of this 1906-nucleotide messenger RNA. RefSeq names its product fasciculation and elongation protein Unc-76 (gene Unc-76). Lineage: Eukaryota; Metazoa; Arthropoda; Insecta; Diptera; Drosophilidae. The record is from RefSeq and is a predicted model, not a curated record. Gene Ontology annotation, cellular component: axon; cytoplasm.